AUGGAAACCUUCACCCUGUCCUGCUGGAUUCGCGGUGAAGCAGAUGUAUUCGAGAUCGAGAUUUCGACGAAAGCGAACAUGCAGAAAGUUCUCGACCUCUUCCCCCUCCUCGUCCCAUCGGGUGCAGAUUACAUGGAUGAACUCGGAAAUUGGACGAUGGAUGGCAAAAAUCCUUUGCGCACGUUAGAAGAGUUGUCCAGUGUUUUCCAAACUCGCGAUGAGGAUGAACAAUGGAUUGCCAUUGUCGACUAUCCACGUCAUGCCAUCUUGGGUCAAGCCAUCGAGGGAUAUGUUUUCGACGAAACUCCGAUGUUUCGUGAUGUAUACGCCACGUCGCUGCAGCUCUGGCGUGUGGACCUACUCAUCGACGACACAGUUGAAGAAACUAUUCGAAAUCUCGGUCUUAACUACGAUGAUAUCCUUAAACCCGCUACAUUGCUAUCUGAGAUCUUUCCCGAACUUCCUAAUUGUAGGGCUCUCCACGUUGUUGUUGCACCUGCCGGCGUAAAGCAGGGGCCCCCUUUGCAUCCGCAGCACCGCGUGUCGGCACAGCGAGGUGCUUUCCUUGCCCAAGUUCAGCCAAAGGCCCCGUCGUUCAUUGCACGACCUUCCGAAUUUUAUAAGUUCCAAGCGAUCGAUGGUCAGACUAUUUACUGCAACCGCCCUGCCGAUGCUGUGGCCAUCAUUCCUCCGACGUUGCUUCACCGCGCGUUUGGUGACUUCCUUCAUGACUGUGACGUGGUUGAACCAACCCACGAAGAUAAUUCUUUCGUGAUGAAGCUGCAGACUGUGAUGUCAAACCAUUAUGAUGAUGAAUGGAAGGCUGUUCAACUCCGUGAGCUGUUUGAAGGGUGGGGCCUGACUUUCAUGCCCUCCAUGGCAUAUCACGGCUACAUGACGAAUUGGGAUAUGCGCGAGGGAGAGUAUCGCUACGCUAUCGCCCAAGUCAAAAAUGAAGUGGGUAGCACGCAAGCUGAUCUCUAUAACCAAGCGACUUUCUACUACGUGGAGUUUUCGAGACAGUAUGCGGAAAAGAUGGCAUUGUCACCUUUACCUUGCUUCAUCAUUCUUCUUUUUGGACCGUUAAUUAUGUUUGCAGGAGCAGUGUGGAACGUUCGCCCAGUUAUCCAACCUCUCUCGUUCGUUCUCCCACUUCACUACCAUCCAACCGAUACCUAUAUGCAGACCACAGUGGCUCGUCACCUUAAAGCGUUUAAGAAUGCUGUUGUCACGCUUGAAGGGUAUUAUCAAAGUCUCUCAUUGAAUAAUAACCCAUCUGACUCGCACCAUUCGCAACUGUUCCCAUAUCCCACCUCCUUCAAGUCUCUUGGGAGUAACGCAAUGGAAGAAUUUGAAUACACAUCGCAGUACCCAAACAAGCUUAUCUUUUUUGGUACUCUUGCUGGCGAGCGCAUUUGUAUCAAAUUUGAACUCUGUGAUGUCGACCCACCUCCUUUGGUUUUCGAACGGAUCAGAACCCGCCUUGACGAGUUACAUCAACAAGGCUAUGUUCAUGGUGAUGAGUUCAUGUUCGUUGACUUCGACUGGGCAGGAAAGAUUGGAGAAGUGCGGUAUCCCCUGAAUCAUGAUAGGGACAUGCUGAAACUCAUAAUCAUGAGUUUCGACAAGGGGGAUAAGUGUCGGGAGGAUGAUCAGGCACAGAGUGAGAAUGUGGACGAGCGAGAAAGCAAGCGUCCGCGGUUGACUGAAUCAGGGGUUGAGGAGUAG
Pisolithus orientalis is the source of this 1728-nucleotide messenger RNA. RefSeq lists its product as uncharacterized. NCBI's taxonomy places the organism in Eukaryota, Fungi, Basidiomycota, Agaricomycetes, Boletales, Pisolithaceae. The transcript is spliced from 9 exons. The coding region runs from base 1 to 1728 and encodes 575 amino acids. The record is from RefSeq and is a predicted model, not a curated record.